AUGCAGAUCCCUUCUUCUCCUCUGCAGACGGGGCACUCCUAUAUCUCAGAUAUUUUAUUGUUGUUUUAUUUUUGGCAGGAUGAUGGAUGUGUCCGGUUUUCCCAUGAGCUCUCGGAGGGUGAGAAAGAAGCCACUGGGAACAGAAAGGCGAAAGUCAUGGAUUGCCUCAAGAGCCUUGGCAUUGCCUGUGCUGAGGAUAACAUGCCCAAUAUCGCUGUCCUAGGAUCAGGCGGAGGUCUGCGGGCCAUGAUAGCCCUUCAGGGAACCUUGGUGGAGCUGAAGAAUCAGGGCCUGUUGGACGCUGUCAUGUACCUGUGUGGGGUAUCGGGUUCCACCUGGUGCAUGUCUUUCCUCUACCAAGAGAAGGACUGGACAGAGAAUGUUCAGGCCUUGGAAGAAUGCCUGCGUGAUACACUUUCCAACUCUCCAUGUGAUAUUAAAGAGGAAUUUGCUGUUGCGACACAGGCGGCUGAAGAAGAACUCUUCUCCCUGACAGAUGACUGGGCCUCUUUCUUUGUCUAUCCUGCAUUGAAGCAGUAUGAUAUGACCAAGUUAUCUGAACACAAGGAUGCCACCACAAACGGGACAAAUCCUUACCCCAUCUAUGCGGCAAUAGAAGCAAACCCAUGGCAGAAAGUUGAAGAGGGGACCUGGUUUGAAUUCACCCCCCAUGAAUCUGGCUUUCCCGGCCUGGGGGCAUUUGUGUGCACUGAAGACUUGGGAAGCAAAUUCAAGAAUGGGGAUUUGAAAGAAAAGAGGGACGAGAAAAAUAUCUGCUACCUGCAAGGUUUAUGGGGAAGUGCCCUUGGAAGCAUGGAGGAAAUCAUUAACUAUUUAAUAGGUAAUGAUUGCACUAGUGCACACUGUCAGGGUCUUCUCCUCCUCCUUCUGGAGCUCCACAUUCAUGCCUCAGCUGGGAAAAACUGUGAGGGAAUCUUCACGCAGCUGAAGGAAGUGCUGAAAGGAUGUGUAUGGCAUGUAUGGAAAUUAUUAUGGAAAACCGUGACCUGUAUCUGCUCCUGGACAUGGGGGUGGACCAACAACUUUCUGUACACAGAUAGUGAAGACCAAUCCACUGGAUUGACCAACAAAGAAUUCAUCCACUUGAUCGAUGCCGGCCUUGCCAUAAAUUCCGCCUACCCCCUCGUUCUGCGCCCAGAGAGGAAAGUGAAACUGAUCCUCUCCUUCGACUUCAGCUCCGGGGAUCCUUUCGAAACCAUCAAGAAAACUGCUGAGUACUGUAAGGUAAAUAACAUCCCAUUUCCCAAGAUAAACCCAGAAGAGAUUAAGGACAUUGAUAACCUCUCUGACUGCUACAUCUUCAGAGGAAUAGAUGUUCCUACUGUCAUGCACUUCCCUCUCUUCAACAACAACAAUUGUUCUGAUGAAAUAAAGGACUUCAGAGUCACCUUUACCACCUUUACUUCAUCCUACUCAGAGGACAAUGUCAAAGUACUCCUCAAAAAAGCGAAGAUGAAUGUAUCCAACAACAAGGAGAGGAUUCUGAAGGAGAUCCAGCAGAUUCUGUCCUCCUCCACCAAGGAGUUUUAA
Messenger RNA from Mauremys mutica (yellowpond turtle), 1551 nucleotides. RefSeq names its product cytosolic phospholipase A2 gamma-like. The record is from RefSeq and is a predicted model, not a curated record. Gene Ontology annotation, cellular component: cytosol; nuclear envelope; nucleoplasm. Bases 1 to 1551 code for a protein of 516 amino acids. Gene Ontology annotation, molecular function: calcium ion binding; calcium-dependent phospholipid binding. Gene Ontology annotation, biological process: glycerophospholipid catabolic process. Lineage: Eukaryota; Metazoa; Chordata; Testudines; Geoemydidae. The transcript is spliced from 13 exons.